UGUCGACGAUCCAGUUGUCAAGAAACUGACUGUGUGUGUGUGUGUGUGUGGGGUGUUCGUUCAUAUGUUAUAAUGGCUUUUGGGUUUUGCAGGUGAAAUCUUUAUUGCAACCCCAACCCUUACCCUUUGAUUGUACUGCUCGGAAGGACUUUCCGACCAAGCGGCUUUACUAAGCCCACCGACAGUUCUUAUAAAUGUCCUCCCACUCUCUUAUCUCUCUUCUCACUGCCUCUCACUUACUCUCCUCUCUAAUAUCUCUCCUACACACUACUUAGAAUGCAGAUUAUUUCUCUGCAACUGUAUCUCUGAAACUAUAAUUAGCGCAACCAAACAUGGUACAGUCAAGGAAGUUCAGAGGAGUCAGGCAACGCCAGUGGGGCUCUUGGGUGUCAGAGAUUCGCCACCCAUUACUUAAGAGGAGGGUGUGGCUAGGCACAUUUGAGACAGCUGAGGCAGCAGCAAGAGCAUAUGACCAAGCAUCCAUAUUGAUGAACGGUCAGAAUGCCAAGACCAAUUUUCCCAAUAACAACCCACCAUCUGAUGAUCAAGAAACUAAACCUACUGAUCAUCUUCCUCAUGGUCAUCAGCUUCCAUGGGAUCCCAAAGAACUUGCAGAGCUGCUCAGCUCCAAGCUCAAGAAGUGUUGCAAAGACCCAUCUCCUUCCCUCACUUGUCUGAGACUCGACAACGACAAUUCUCACAUUGGAGUGUGGCAGAAGCGCCCCGCUGGAUCACGCGCAAGCUCUAAUUGGGUCAUGAGAAUUGAGCUGGGGAAGAAGGAGAAGCAAUAUAACACUACAGUUAUUGAAAAUGAAGGAUCAACAUCAUCACCAUCAUAUUUAAUAAGUCAAUCAUCAUCAGCUGGAUCAAUUACUAACGAGGCUGGAAUUGCAAUUGAAGAAGCUGAUGAGGAUCAUGGUGAAGAGGAUAAGCUUGCAAUGCAAAUGAUAGAGGAAUUACUCAACUGGAAUAGUUAUCCAAUUCCUUCACCUACAAGUAAUGUUCAAGAAGGGAAUUAAGUAUAGUGACUAGUUGCAUGCUCUCUAGCUAGCUAGUACUUAAUUUGCAAACUCUUGAUUAUAAUUUCAGUUACGUAUAGUAGUAAUUAAUCAUAAAAUGUCACCGCACUAACAAUGUUUGUGAUUGGUGAUCAACGUGAAAAUUGUAAAAAAUUAAAGCACAGCUUCUAUAUAUUCAGGUAAUUGCUUCUUGGUGGUGAUCGA
Messenger RNA from Rosa chinensis, 1223 nucleotides. RefSeq names its product ethylene-responsive transcription factor SHINE 2. NCBI's taxonomy places the organism in Eukaryota, Viridiplantae, Streptophyta, Magnoliopsida, Rosales, Rosaceae. The record is from RefSeq and is a predicted model, not a curated record. Gene Ontology annotation, molecular function: DNA binding; DNA-binding transcription factor activity. Bases 333 to 1019 code for a protein of 228 amino acids. Gene Ontology annotation, biological process: regulation of DNA-templated transcription. The transcript is spliced from 2 exons.